AAUUUAUGCGGCGGGUCGAAGUUUUGAAUUAGGAGCCAACAAGAGAAAACUAACUGGAACAAGCUUCAGCAAACGUGGUCUUCUCUUCUGAGUCCCCAGUACAGCGCAGACGGGCGCCAUGGCUUCUUUAUCCUAAAGUUAUCGUCAUGGAUAUAGAAGCAUCGUUUUUUUUAUGUUUGAUAAUAAUUCAUAACGAAGAAUCCGUCCUUUUUUCCUUGGCGAAGAUGAACUUGCUUGGCGAACUGUUGUACAACUCUUGAUCGUUUUAGUGCUGUCGCUUGGUUUCCUCUUACGAAUAUGCAUUCCAUGUUUGGGUCAAAAGGAGGAAGAGUGCCUCCUCCUACUAGAAAACUGGUGAUUCGAAAAGCUAAUAGCCAGCGAGACUUGAGAGCCAUCACAGAGCGGAUAACCUUGGAGAAAGUUCUCGGAAUAACAGCAGCGACGAAUGCCUCUAUGGCCUGUAAUCCAGUCAACGGAAUCAUAGCUUAUCCUGCGGGGUGUAUUGUUGUCCUGUUCAAUCCACGCAAAAAUAAACAGAAAUUUAUCCAUAACACAUCAAAGAAAACAAUUACGGCAGUUGCAUUCUCCAGAGAUGGAAAGUACUUGGCAACUGGUGAGAGUGGUCACCUUCCCUCAGUCCGUGUAUGGAGUAUGGAAGACCCCACCAAUCCACAGGUGUCCGAGAUGGCGAAGGGCCAUAAACAUGGGGUGGCAUGUGUGGCCUUCUCUCCCAAUCUUAAGUACCUGGUAUCCGUUGGUUACCAACAUGAUAUGCUUAUCAACAUAUGGAACUGGAAGGAUGGCUCGAAAGCUGCUUGUAAUAAAGUAUCUACAAAGGUUUUUGCAAUCUGCUUCUCUGAAACAGCAAACUUUUUUGUCACUUGUGGUAUUCGUCAUGUCAAGUUCUGGUACUUUGAUACAGAAACCAAUAAAUCAAAGCACAACAAAACGCUGCCAAUCAUGGGGAGAUCAGCCCUUCUUGGUGAGCUACGAAACAAUGCUUUCUGUGACGUGGCUUGUGGGACUGGUGAGAAUUCUGACUACACCUACUGCGUGACUAACUCUGGCAUGCUGUGCUCUUUUGGCGCGAAGAGGGUUCUGGACAAGUGGGUGGAGCUUAGGGCUUCUAAAGCUCAGUGUAUUGCAGUCAGUGAGAAGUACAUCUUCUGUGGAUGCACAGAUGGCAUUAUCAGGGUGUUUAAUCCAUCAACACUAGAAUUUGUCAACACUUUGCCAAAACCUCACUUUCUUGGUGUCAACAUAGCUGAUGGAAUAGAUCCAAGCCACCUUAUUCCCAAGACAGGCAAUGUAUCUUAUGCAGAUACCGUUGCUCUAGCUCUGGAUACUUGUAACUACAGGCUGACGUGUGUGUACAACGACCACAGUCUGUAUGUCUGGGACCUGAAGGACAUCAAAAAGAUUGGCAAGAUUUGGUCCUCUCUCUACCACAGCGCAUGUGUAUGGGGAGUAGAGGUCUAUCCAGAGGUAUCUGACAACAAGCACGCAGCCCUCCCCCCUGGGACAUUUUUGACAUGUUCAGCAGAUGACACUGUCCGUGUAUGGAAUGUUGUUGAAGGAACAAAUAUAUCUUUUCAAAGAAAUAUAUACAGUAAGGAGUUGAUGCGAGUGCUGUAUUUACUGGACAAUUUCUCGAACCUUAAGGACACCGAACACAGUAUUACCUCUAAAAAUGUGAAUGACGUAAGCAGUGAUGGCCGCACGGGUGUGCGGACAAUAUGUGCAAGUCCUGAUGGUCAGACACUGGCCGUUGGUGAUCGAUCUGGAAACGUCAGAGUUUACGACAUGAUGUUCUUGGAUGAGCUUCUGAAGAUUGAGGCACAUGAGUCUGAAGUGUUGUGUGUAGAAUUCUCUCCACCGCAAUCAGGCCACAAGCUACUAGCCUCUGCAGGACGUGAUCGCUUAAUCCAUAUCUUUGAUAUGAACAAGGAUUUUUCGCUGAUUCAGACGUUAGAUGAUCACUCUGCCAGUAUAACUUCUAUCAAGUUCAAUGUCGACGAUAAUGGUGACUUCCAACUGCUUAGCUGCAGCGCAGACAAGUCCAUCAUAUUCCGCUCCGCCCAGCAGAAUCCGGACCUGCAGUUUGUGAGAAAUACUAAUUAUGUCGGCAAGACGACGUUCUAUGACAUGGUGGUGGAUACGUCUAGACAUGUUGCAGCAACGGCUUGUCAAGACAGGAAUGUGAGGAUUUAUGACACUGUGAAUGGAAAACAAACACGCUCCUUCAAGGGUGCUACGGGAGAUGACGGCACACUGGUCAAGAUAACGAUGGAUAACUCUGGGUACUAUGCCGCCACAAGCUGUUCCGACAAGACGAUGUCAUUCCACGAGUUUGAGACGGGCGAGUGUAUGGCCAGUAUGACAGGGCAUUCAGAAAUCGUGACUGGCAUUCGAUUUACCAAUGACUGCAAGCGGCUUAUUUCUGUCUCUGGCGAUGGUUGCAUUUUUAUAUGGAAGAUCCCGACCACAUUCACCCAGAACAUGGAAGAGCGAAUGGCAGAUCUUGGCCAAGAACUUCCCAAGGCAACUCUUCCCGAAACUCCCCUCAGGAGAGGAACAUACAAAGUAGAAGAGACUGUCAGCUCAGAUAACAACGGGACUACUGAGAGGGAUAACACCCCUGCCAUCGACUAUCGGUUCAGCAUUGGCAAGCUACCGUCAUGGGCCAAAAAACAGCUCAUCGGUGAGUCUGGCGGAGACUCGUCGUCCCCUGACGGUGCGCCUGGUGCUCCUGUCCAACCAAGCGGCCGAUGGGCUCAGCGAGUCCUUCCAGUCGACGCAUGCCUUGCGAGGGAAUCCAGUCCUCUCCGCCCUACCAUCCUCUCACUUAGCGAUAGCCCAGGAGAUCGUAAAGCAUUCACCACUACAUCCGCCCAGGAACAAGUUGACGCACUGAUGAACAGCCCUCUCGAGAGGAAGUGUUCAUUGACCAAAGGGGAGGAUGAUGACUUAUUUAAUGCUGAUUACCGGGAACAGUUUAACUCGCUGACAGAAGAGGAUAUAGGCUCUCACAAGCAUCCUCGCGAAAUUCCUCUCAACGUGUCAGUAUCACGUGGUAGUGCGCCCUUUGACCUCCAAGCGUCACGUGAUCAGGACUUGCUUAUCCAGACAGAGGAGGUCAAGUUUGAAGAAGUGGAGGAGUUACCGGAAGAGGAUGUGAAAGAGAGCAUCAUCUAUCUGCCCAACUCCCAGGACAACAUGGACAUCGAGACAGCCAGGGUAACCGGUUUCCGUGGCGUCAAGCAAAUGACGCAACACUUUGAGUCCCUGCAUGCCUCGGGCGGUCGACAGUGGCACAGGUUCCACAUGGUCCAUACCGGGGUACACCACCUCAGCGAGGCGCGCCGGGAUCUGUUCAGCCACUAUGGAGAUAACAAUGAUUUAACCCCAAGUAAAAUAGAGAAAGUGGUGCCAAGAUCGUUUCAAGUGACGGCGGCGCAACAGCCCGAAAGGCGCUCUGUGGAAGAUGAGCAGGAGCACGAGGGUAACAGCCGUGUUACCGGCAAGAGAAAGAAUUCAGAAGAGUCCUCAAGUGACGAGGAAGAUGACAGCGAAGAACCGCUGACCCCACAAAGUGAAGUGAGCAAGAACGACAAUGGCGACAACAAACCCGAUACCCCGGACGAGGAAGACGAUGAGGUGUGCCGGAAGUACUUCGAGGGCCUGGGCUCGACUCCCACCAAGUGCAAACCGGAAGUAGAGAUUGCACCGGAAGUGGCUCCGUCUUUUGCUGAAACUAACCUGCCUCUAUUGCAGUCUCGGCUCAGCAUCUCGGCCCGGUUCCUCUCGAAGUCGCACUUUAGCAUGCGGGGUGGUGUUUCUAAUGGGUUUCAGGCUAUUGAUGAAAACGCCGAAAAGGCCCGCGCUGCUGCUCUUGAGCAGCACAAACUAGAGAUAAAGAAACGUAAAGAAGAAAUGGCCCGUGCUGUAGAUGCCACACGGGAGCGGCUUAUAGCGCUUGGCUGGAAAGGCAAAGAGGGUAAGACGACACCCCCUGCCACCUCCACGAUGCCUACCACUCCCUUGAGCUCCUCGAUCAACAUCAGCCUGAAACCCCUCUCACCCCGAUCCGCCAGCAUCUCCAGCGAAACUACUGACCCGACCUUAACAAGAGAAGAGAAACCACCUCAAUUCCAAGCUCAGGAGAUCUCGAAUCUCGAGAACAAGAUGUCAUGUCCGACGAACGACGGAACUUUGUCAAAUAAGGACCAGGGUGUCGAGCAAUCGUUAUUGGGCAGCACUGAUAUAUUGACUCGUUCCUCGUCAACGACUGAAACAUCUGGGACCUCGGCGAAAACAUCUCCAGUGACGUCAGCAUCCGAGAUGCCAGUAGUGACGUCAUCAGGGUCACGAUCAGUAACGCCAUCGGUAACACCAUCGUUGACUUCUUCCGAAAGCUCAGCAGUGACGUCAUCUAUGACGUCAUCAGUGAUUGUGAAGCAGGACUCUUCGUUAGAUGAUGCGUUCGAUAGAGCCCCAAUGAGUUCUUCAUCUGCGGUAGAAUCUGUGGAGAUUGCGUCAGAGAAGACCACGAAUGGUUUAGUGACGUCAUUAUGCCAUGCGGACACACCGGUCCACAGUAACACAUCCAGACAUAUGACGCCAUUUCAGACACGCCUAGUAUCUGAAUCCAAUUCUGCAUUUUCCUCGAAAAAUGCAAAGAACACUAAUCCCAUAGAAACUAGCGACGCAAAACCAGACACAAAUAGCUCACCAGACAACAUAAGCGUCGUGCGGGGUCUUGGGGCUCCUGUGGUAUCACGGGAUGACUCGGGGCAUGCGCCUUUGAGUGUUACCCAAGAUGCAACGAAACUUGUGCCCGAGAGGGACAACGAUGUGUGGGUUCUGCGUGAUAAUGGCAGAAAGAGUCCCGAGGUCCCUGCACGGCCCAGACAAAGUCUCGCAGAACUGCUUGAACAUCCAACCAAGAAAGAUCCCUCCAGCACUGAAAAUCAUUCUCUUUUAGAAGAGAAAGACAUCCCGAGGGACAAAAAGUCGGACAAGGAGUUAAAAGAGGAGAAAAAAGAAAAGGAAAAGGAAAGGAUGAAAAAGGAGGAAAAGCAUAAAGAGAAAACUAAAAAAGAGGAGAAGGAACGAGAAAAGGAAAAAGAGAAAACCAAAAAGGAGGAAAAGGAGAGUAGGGAAAAAGAGAAAACUAAAAAAGAGGAAAAGGAGAGUAAGGAAAAAGACAAGCAAAAGAAGGAUCCACCGUCAGGUAAACUAGAAAAGAGGGACUCGAUGACCUCUCUCACCGCUCAUACCAAGUCUUCGUGGAGACGGACGCUAGGAUUCGGCGGCUUCAAGUCCAAGGAUAAGAAAGAAGACCGAAAGUCCUUGCCAGCCUUCGUGAGUACCGUGAAGAGCACGGAGGCGACCAUCUCAAAGCAGGUCGAGAAGGCGCAGCUACGGGACAAGCGGGGUAGGGUGUCGGCUGAGGAGAGAAAAGCGAAGGCGAGAUCCAUGGGAGAUCUGGACCAGAGGAUGAAACCCUCAGCGAAAGAUGCUCCAACUCUAGACAUGAGUGUGCCUCCUACGCGCGUCAUGUCAACCAUGGAUAUACCUGAGGUUGUGGAAGAGGCUAAUGCAUCCCCCAGAGGAAGAAAGGGGUCUCCACCUAGAGACAAGGGUGGGGUUGUUGGGGAGUCUGCCAUCUUGUCCCAGGGAAGUCAGGGUUCCUCCCCCCGAAGCGAGGAUGGGAAAGUGGAAUCUGAAAUCGCUCUAGCAGCGGAACAAGAACUCUCGGAGCCUAGUUACAUCGAGAGGAAACCUCUAGUAGAAGUCUCCGACACGGGUGAAAGUGCUCCGACAGAGAGCGAGCAACCAGCGCCUGUUUGUAAGAGUGACCGAUCUAAGUCCCUAGGUAUAGAGCACCUUAAAGUGAGCGAUGAGAGGGAGAAGCAAAGGUCGCAUUCGGACGGAGGGAUACUUCCGUUCCUUGAUGUGACGAGCUUGACCGCUGAACUCUCCGCGGCCAUCGCGUGUCCUCCACCUCAGCCGAUCAGCUUGCCGCUUAACGUGCAUUGCGAUGAGGGGGAGGGGGCGGGUGGUUUGUCGCCCCCUGUAUCGUCCCGGAAGUCACCUAUUGGCAAGGACAGAGACUCCGUCGACUUGUCAAGUGGUCUGACCCGUGAGGUGUGUGAAGAUGCUGUCAAUAAACUGGUGAGGGCAUUCCAAAGUGUCACAGAUCUACACACCAAGGCCCUAGAAGAAGAGCAAUCGGAAGAGGCUGCAAGUGUGCUGUCUCUCCUAUCCGCUACCUUCAGCGCAAUGGAAGAGCAGAUCUACCACUGCCGUAACAGGCGCAAAUACGCCAACCUAGGGGGGCGACUCAGGGCCGCUCCCUUUGACUCCAAGCCACUGUCCAGUUCUUACAGCUUCUCCACAGGUAACCUGGACCGGAUAAGGGCUGAGCCCGCGAGCAUGAUGGGCAGGCGGGCGUCUGAGGCGAGCGUGCUUAUGGCGGUGGAGGAGGAGGACGCAAGGAUUGAGUCUGUGCUUGAGAGAAUCUCCGACAGACUCGUGGAUCUAGUACAGAAGAAGCUCACUAAGUGACCGUCUUUUUCACCUUGCCUCUAACAACCUUGGCCUUUGCCCAAUUGGAGAGAAUCGAAGCAGCAUAAAUAUACAUCUUGAUAGGAUAUCAAAUCUAAAGAUGCUAUUUUGUCUAAAAUUUAGAAACGACUGUGAAUAGAUGAGAUUUGCUUGUAAAUAAACGUUCCUUUGGAA
Messenger RNA from Nematostella vectensis (starlet sea anemone), 6744 nucleotides. RefSeq names its product mitogen-activated protein kinase-binding protein 1. Gene Ontology annotation, biological process: mitotic spindle organization; regulation of mitotic cell cycle. Bases 298 to 6570 code for a protein of 2090 amino acids. The record is from RefSeq and is a predicted model, not a curated record. The transcript is spliced from 46 exons. NCBI's taxonomy places the organism in Eukaryota, Metazoa, Cnidaria, Anthozoa, Actiniaria, Edwardsiidae. Gene Ontology annotation, molecular function: protein binding. Gene Ontology annotation, cellular component: mitotic spindle.